GGGAAAAAAGGCACACUCGCGCUCGCAUGCUGUCUUAGCUGCAGCCCGAGAGCGUCUCUUUUCCGGAAGGAGACGGGACAGUGAUAUUGUCUGAAGCACAUCUCUCACCCUCAGCACUAGCUGACCACCAGCCAAAGAGAUGGAUGAAAAAGAAAAGAAACACCAUCGCAAGAAACACAGUGGACCCAAAGCUGAUAAGAAAAAGAAGCGCUAUUUGAAAGACCUCGGCCUGGAAGAUGAGGAAGAUGCCCGGAAGAGAAACCCGAAGGCCUUUGCAGUCCAGUCUGCAGUGCGGAUGGCCAGAACAUUCCACAGGACUCAGGAUCUGAAGACAAAGAAGCAUCAUAUUCCCGUGGUAGAUCGCACUCCCUUGGAGCCACCACCGGUGGUAGUCGUGGUGGUUGGUCCUCCGAAAGUGGGGAAGAGCACCUUGAUAAAAUGUCUCAUUAAGAAUUUCACCAGGCAGAAGUUGGUUGAAAUUCGGGGGCCCGUCACAAUUGUGUCAGGUAAAAAGCGUAGGCUAACCAUAAUUGAGUGUGGAUGUGAUAUUAAUACCAUGAUUGACCUGGCUAAAGUUGCUGAUCUGGUGUUGAUGCUUAUCGAUGCCAGUUUUGGAUUUGAAAUGGAAACCUUUGAGUUCCUCAACAUUUGCCAGAUACACGGCUUUCCGAAAAUCAUGGGGGUGCUUACGCACUUAGAUACCUUGAAGAAUAACAAACAGCUCAAGAAGACGAAGAAAAGACUGAAACACCGAUUCUGGACGGAGGUGUAUCAGGGUGCCAAGCUGUUCUAUCUUUCUGGGAUGGUGCACGGCGAAUAUCAAAGGCAGGAAGUCCACAACUUGGGGCGCUUCAUCUCGGUGAUGAAAUUCCGUCCCCUUGCGUGGCAGACGUCUCACCCAUAUGUUCUGGCUGACAGGAUGGAAGAUCUGACAAACACAGAAGAUGUCCGGGUUAAUCCAAAGUGCGACAGGAAGAUUUCGCUUUAUGGCUACUUAAGAGGAGCACACCUGAAAAACAAAAGCCAGAUACACAUACCAGGUGUCGGGGACUUCACGGUGAGUGAUGUCGCGUUCUUGCCCGACCCCUGCGCUCUGCCUGAGCACCAAAAGAAGCGGUCCUUGAAUGAGAAGGAGAAGCUAAUCUAUGCGCCACUGUCGGGGGUCGGAGGUUUAGUGUACGACAAAGAUGCCGUUUACAUUGACUUGGGGGGGAGUCACGCCCGUCGAGAGGAAGAGGAUGAAACGAGACCAAAUCACGAACUGGUCCAGAGCCUCAUCUCUGCACACUCGACCAUUGAUGCCAAGAUGGCUUCCAGCAAAGUCUCUCUCUUCAUGGAUUCCAAGCCAAUAGGGACUGAGGAUAUUGAAAGCCAAAAGAUGUUCAGCGUGCCUAAAGAAGAGAAGAAAAUGGACACGCUCACUGGGCGGAUGCGUCGGAAAGCAGUGUUUGAAGAUGAAGAGGAGGAAGAUGAGGAAAGCGAGGAGGAGGAAGAGGAAGAGGAGGAAAGAAUGUCUAUGGAUGAGGAAGAGGAGGAAGUGCAUGAAGAACCAGGCGGUCAAGAUCUCCCAGAACAGGACCUGGUUGAGAGAACUUGCAAACCUCUUAAAAAAGAGACGGGACAAAUGACUACGGGAGAGCUGCCCGCUUUUGCCGACAGUGACGAUGAUCUGGAGCUGAGUUCUGGUGAUGAAGGAGAAGCUGUCCUGAAUGAGGGAAUGGAAGGUGCAGGUGGUGGAGGACAUGCAAGCGAGGAGGAGGAGGAGGAGAAGGCUACGGAUUCUGAAUCGACAGCCAGAAAUACAGAUCUGUCCAGCAGGCCCAGGUCCUGUGAAACCAACAAGAGCAGUGGAGAAUCAGGACACCUAAGCAAAAAGUUGGUUCCCACUACUGAUUCUGAACAUGGCGAAGCUGAAGAAGCAUCGGGAUUCGAGUCAGAAGAAUACUUCUCCUUGGAGGAGGAGGAGGAGGAGGAGGAGGAGGAGGAGGAGGAGGAGGAGGAGGAGGAGGAAGGCGGGUCAGUGGAAGACUCAGAUGCUGAAGAGUCCAGCGGAGAAGAUAUUCUGGAGUCCGAAGUGCAGAGCAUUGGAAGUAAGAACCCGGAAUCAAAGUCCAUACAAGAGGAGGAGGAUGUUGAAGGUCUGUUGAAAGGUGAAGAGGAAUAUGAAGAAGCCUGUGACUUUUCUGCUGACACAGCUGGUGCUCUCAAAUGGAAAGAAGACCUUACUCAAAAAGCAGCGGAAACGUUUCUCAGACAACAGCAGUCGGCUCCCAGUCUCCGUAAACUUAUUUAUGGGACAGUGGCUGAAGAGGAGGAGGAUGAAGGCGACACAGAAGAGCUCGGUGGCUUGUUCCACGUCAGUCGCCCCGACAAGGAAUCCAAGCGAAAAGCCGACGCCCUCGACUGCUCUAAAUUCCCAGCGGAAGCCCCCAAAGAUUGGGACUUAGAUGAGGUUAUGGACAGUAUCCGGGACUGCUUUGUGACCGGAAACUGGGAAGCCGAUAAAGAUGCAGCAACGCUGUUGAAAGACGACGAAGAGCUGUAUGGCGAUUUUGAAGACCUGGAAACGGGAACCGUACACAAAGGCAGAACGACCAAUCAAGGAGAUGAGGUGGAAAGCGAAGAGGUGAAAGCGGAUGACGAGGGAAAAAGUUGUGAGGAAGACGAGGAGAAGAAGCAGCAGCGCAUGGAUAAGAAGCGGAAACUGAAGGCGAUGUUUGAUGCUGAAUACGAUGAAGGGGAUGCCACUUACUUCGACGAUCUGAAAGGGGAGAUGCUACGACAGGCGCAGCUUAACCGGGCUGAGUUUGAAGAUCAAGACGACGCGACCAGAGUUCAGUACGAAGGCUUCCGACCCGGAAUGUAUGUCCGGGUAGAAAUUGAAAACGUUCCCUGCGAACUGGUGCUGAAUUUUGACCCCCACUAUCCGAUUAUCUUGGGUGGCCUGGGAAACACGGAAGGAAAUGUAGGGUAUGUGCAGAUGCGUCUGAAAAAGCAUCGCUGGUAUAAGAAAAUACUGAAGACUCGUGAUCCUUUGAUUCUCUCUUUGGGCUGGAGGAGGUUUCAAACCAUCCCCAUAUAUUACAUAGAGGACCACAACAGUCGCCACAGGUUGCUCAAGUAUACACCGCAGCAUAUGCAUUGUGGAGCAUCGUUUUGGGGUCCGAUCACUCCACAAGGGACGGGAUGUCUGGCCAUCCAGUCGGUCAGUGGGGCCACGCCUGAAUUCCGGAUAGCUGCUACUGGAGUCGUACUUGACUUAGACAGGUCCGUCACAGUUGUGAAGAAGUUAAAGCUGACCGGCUUCCCGUUCAAAAUUUACAAGAAUACAGCAUUUAUCAAGGGCAUGUUCAACUCUGUCCUGGAGGUGGCCAAGUUCGAAGGCGCAGCCGUCCGGACUGUGAGUGGAAUCCGUGGACAGAUCAAGAAGGCCCUGCGGGCACCCGAGGGGGCUUUCAGGGCCACUUUUGAAGACAAGCUGCUCAUGAGCGAUAUCGUCUUCGUGCGGACUUGGUACCCUGUAUCCCUCCCAGCCUUCUACAAUCCAGUUACUUCCUUGCUGAAGCCUUUGGGUGAAAAAGAUUCGUGGACUGGAAUGAAGACUUAAUUGGUCA
This is a messenger RNA of Sphaerodactylus townsendi, 3614 nucleotides long. It is a transcript of the gene BMS1, whose product is annotated as BMS1 ribosome biogenesis factor. Gene Ontology annotation, cellular component: 90S preribosome; nucleus. Gene Ontology annotation, biological process: maturation of SSU-rRNA from tricistronic rRNA transcript (SSU-rRNA, 5.8S rRNA, LSU-rRNA); endonucleolytic cleavage of tricistronic rRNA transcript (SSU-rRNA, 5.8S rRNA, LSU-rRNA); ribosome biogenesis. NCBI's taxonomy places the organism in Eukaryota, Metazoa, Chordata, Lepidosauria, Squamata, Sphaerodactylidae. The transcript is spliced from 21 exons. The coding region runs from base 140 to 3607 and encodes 1155 amino acids. The record is from RefSeq and is a predicted model, not a curated record. Gene Ontology annotation, molecular function: GTPase activity; U3 snoRNA binding; GTP binding.